This is a messenger RNA of Pimephales promelas (fathead minnow), 4745 nucleotides long. It is a transcript of the gene colq, whose product is annotated as collagen like tail subunit of asymmetric acetylcholinesterase. Gene Ontology annotation, molecular function: extracellular matrix structural constituent conferring tensile strength. Gene Ontology annotation, biological process: extracellular matrix organization. The record is from RefSeq and is a predicted model, not a curated record. NCBI's taxonomy places the organism in Eukaryota, Metazoa, Chordata, Actinopteri, Cypriniformes, Leuciscidae.
UUACAGACUGCAUCUCCCAUCAGCCUUUUAAACGGCCCUCUUCAUAAUUGCUCUGUCAUUAAUUCUGAGGGAAAGUAAAGGCGCCAAUAAAUUGUGAGCAGUGGUGGUCGAUAAGUCCUGAAGAGGAAAACAAAAAGGACAGAGAGAGAGAGAGAGAGGGAGGGCGAGGUAGACUGGAAAACAUCUGUGAUAUUCCACUACGAAGCAUGCUGGCAUGUGAGAUUUAAGUUCUCAUUUCGAGAACCAAACCAAACCCAGCAGGUUUGACUUUCUAUCGUUCUAUACAAACAGAUGCCUGUAAUUCAACUUCACCACUUGCAUGACACAUUGUCACUUCAAUGUCAUUUCUAUCCAUACUGUUUUGUUUUCUCUGUCCAUUUGAGGCAGGGGAAACAAAGGCAGUGCUGGCAGUAGUAACAGGCUAAUAUUGGCUACAGAGGGCAGCUGACCGGCUGCCUCCUGUAUAUUUAGCUCAGGGCCAAUACAUGGGAGAGGUGUAACAGACAUUGGCUGGCAUUCACUUCUCCUAAAGGCGUGGAUCUAGUGUGUGUGUGUGUGUGUGUGAGAGAGAGAGAGAGAGAGAGAGGAGUAGUGCGGGACUGCCUCAGAUCACUCCUCGGUGCGAUUGGAGGUAGACGGCAGCCGGCAGAAUGAUUCUGUUGUCUCUUGGACUAUAUUUUCAACUCCUCUGCUAUGUGUCGUCAUUCUCUUACGUGGAGAACAUAUUCCCUCUCCCAACAGAUCUCCAGUUGCUGGAAACCAGAAAGAAAUUCAACCCCUGCUGUUUACUGAGUCCACCUCCGCCCCCUCUCUUCCCUCCACCCCCUUCACUGUGGCGGCAGGGGUCUCUGACUGAGACUGGUGUUACACCAAAAGAGGUGAACUCAGAAGAGAAGCACAAUCCCACAACCCACAUAUGUUCCCCAGGGCCUCCAGGACCAGCAGGACCUCCUGGCCCUCAGGGUCCUUCUGGACUGCCAGGACCAAAGGGACCAAAGGGAGAUAAGGGUGAAAUUGGAAGACCUGGACAAAAGGGGCGCACUGGCCCUCCUGGUCUCCCAGGGCGACAGGGAUCAAGCGGAUGGCAAGGACCAACUGGGCCUAAAGGGGAGAAAGGUGACCCUGGCCUGAUGGGCAUGCCAGGGGCAAGAGGACCAAUUGGACCCAAGGGCUUCCCUGGACAUAAGGGAGAAAAAGGCUCACAAGGUUUCAGAGGUGAAAUUGGCUUAAAGGGUGACAAGGGAUCAAUUGGUCUUCCUGGAAUGCUUGGGCAAAAGGGUGAAAUGGGCCCAAAAGGAGAACCUGGAAGCUCAGGGAACAGGGGACCCACCGGCCGCCCAGGAAAAAGGGGAAAGCAGGGCUCAAAAGGUGACACUGGUGCAAUUGGCCCCAUGGGACCUGCAGGCCCUCCGGGGGUCUCUGGUCACCCCGGCCCUCCUGGUUUGCCAGCCUCAGGACUCUACAUGGUAGGACAGAAAGGAGAGAAGGGACAAUCCGGCAGCCCAGGCCGCUGCGGAUGCAGUAGCCCCUCGAGUGUCAACCCCUCCUUUGACCAGCACUUGCACCGGGGCAUCUAUCCCAGAGUGCCAGCGAUAUUUGUGGUGAAUAACGAACAGGAGCUGAACCGCCUUCAGACCGACAACGCUUUGGCGUUCCGUAAAGAUCAGAGGUCGCUUUACUUUAAAGAUACCGAUGGCUGGAUGCCAAUUCAGUUAACGCCGUUCCAGUCGAUGGAGCGGGAUCCCGACCAGGACGGUUUCUGUGGAGACAGCAUUGUGCAAGUGGAGAACGGAGAGGAGUGUGAUGACGGAAAUAAGGUGGUCACAGAUGGCUGUGUCAAGUGCAAAUUUGCAUAUUGUGGGGAUGGAUAUCGCUAUGAAGCGGCAGAAGAGUGUGACAGAAAGGAUUUCGGCUUUCACACUUGCAGAUCCUUUUUGCCUGGAUCUUAUGGACAUCUCAAAUGCACAGCUGACUGUUUCAUUGACUCGACAAACUGCAAGUAUUUCACAUGAGGACACGAGAAAGCAGUGUCUCAAUUCAGCUGGCGAGAUCCAUAUAAACAACGACACUGAACACCAUAGAUUCAGCAGAUAAACUGAGAGUAGAAAUCAUUGAGGGAAUUAUCACAAACACAUUAGCUGAACUCUUUCUUGACAUGAUGCUCUGAGGCCACGUAGCUCACUCGGGAAAGGAAAGCCACGGUUCUGCUCUUAACAGUACUUCAGACACCAAUAUCCGUUCAUUCAGCCUCUGCUGCCUGCUGCCCAGCCCUGGCUCGACAUUUGGCCAGUGUGGUUGGCAAGAGGAAUGAAGCGAGUUGGGUGCCCUUGGAGAUGGGUAAAAGACUCCUCAAUACCUCAAAGUACUGUAGUACUGUUUCAGAGGAAAGACAUUUUCCCCUGGUCCAUCCCACCUUCCCUUACACAGGGUGCUCUGUAUGUGGAAUGCAAUGUGACAUUGUUACUAUAGUAUUUAGCAUGAGGCUGAGAUUGCAGUAGACGUGUCAGCAGAGAUCAUUACCGAGGCAUGUAAAUGAGUCAAAGCUCAUAUCUUUAAUUGUAAUAUUAUGUAGGCUUAGACCAAACUGCUGCUUGGCCCUGGAAGAAUCCUAAUAAUUUAACUCUGAUGUACAUUAGGAUCAGUACAGCUUUGCAUACUGGGUCCAAAAUUAACCUGUUGCCAUACAGCUCAACAGCGGGUAUAUUGAAAAGAAAUGUAGAAAAUUUAAGGUUCCAGAUAUAUAAAAAAAAAGUGGGCUCACAAAAAUUAUAUUUAGCUAAAAGCCAAAUUACUUUGUAAUUGACAAAUGUCAGAAUGGCUAUAAAGUUCAGAAGUGCUUUAGUCCAUUGCAUGCAUCUGACUUUGGCUUUCAGUACACGCUUCGAUUUAAUUCGAACAUAACCAAAAAAUGAUUCACGGUUCAGUGAGGGAGUUACUUUUAAACUCAGUAACAUCUCUGAACGAUUCACCGAUUUGGUCUCCGAGCAAAUCACUCCAUCACUCCAUAAAAAGAACUGGCGAAUUUCAAAAAUGUGUUUUUGCACACUUGAAGGGCACUUUGGGAACUUUACUAUAAUAUUAACAGUAUAUUUUUACAGAGUUUGUUCUCGAAUCCGACUUCACAGUUCACGCUGUUCAAGAAACACUGUCUCGCACUCCUACGAAAUGAUAGACUUGAAAUUAUUGUUGAAAAAAGCUACGUUUUUGUUGGAUUUGCCACCAUUUUACUCACCCUAAUGUGAAACAUUACCUCUCAUAUACCAUUUAUACUCUCGCUUUAGUGGUUUCAUGCAAUUUAAACCAUUGUUGUAUUGACCCAAAUGGCCAGUAAAUCCAUUUACUUUCUCACCAAAUUCACAUUUUACUCCCGUUGGCGCAUGGCAGGUGUUAUUUUUGGACCCUGGCUAAAAAUUGAAUCUAAAAAAGGCUGUAUGAAUGUACUUCAGCAGUAACCACAAUAAUACUACAAUACUAAUGAUUGACAAUACUUUAUUACAGAUGUUUAAGGUCAGAAUACCCUCCUUUCCAGGCUCUCAGUAUGUCUUGCUGGGUCACACUUAGUCUAACAUUUCCAUCAUAUCUCAGGAAACCACUUAAAAAUAUCCAGAACCUUUCCACCUCCAUGUGUGGAGUAAGGUGCACAUAUUCCACAGUUUAGCCUAGUUCCACGCUGUUGUCUUGCGCUUCAAGAGCUUGCAGUCUUGAAGUAAAGCAAAUACGGUUUGUUUAUUAGGGUUAUGAGUCUACAGAUCUUAAAUUAGGGUUGAAAAACCAACCCAAUCUCAUGAGUAACUAUUUUAUGAUCCAGCGAUUUAUUUUGAAUAAAUUCGAACCAAAACCUACUGUCAAUGGAGCGUAAGCAGCUUCUGAAGAAAUGUAGAAAUGGUACAUAAAAAUUCAUACGAAUUAGCUACCAAUUUGCCGAAUGUAAAAUAGUUAUGAAUUGCCAUGAGAUUAUGUUGGGAAAACCAUUCAGUAUGUGAAGGCUCUACAGCUGUUAUUGAACAUUUUGUACUGUCUACUAUUGCAGGAGUAGCAUUUUGCUGCUAUUCAGGCUAAAGACUGUUGGAUUAAGGCUGGACUGUUUAUGUCGUUCCAAAGGCUUUAAAUUGAUUCAUACCCAGUGCCAAAGUCCAGUCUGAAUAUACCUCAGCAUAUACAGUGUGCUUUAGCCUUUGUGAUUACAUGACCCGAGGUGUAGCAUACAGCACUUACUUACUGUUAUAUUCAGUGAAACUUUGCUUAAGUACCUUUGAGUUAUGUUACUUUUUUUGAUCAACUCUAAGCCAGUUUUCCAUAAGCUAUAUGACGCAUUUGCUACAGGAACCUCUUUGCUUACAUUUCUGGGGUGAUAUUCCUGACUUAUCUGUAGAUUUCAUGUAAAAUAUUAUGGAUAUAAUAUGGAAAUAAGUGUCUUGAAUGUGUUAUUCCGGUGCAACUGCAUGUUCAUCGUAUACUCUUGUUAAAAAGAGCAGGAUUGCCACAUUUCGAUACAUUGACGGCCUAUGACAGGGAGGCGUUUUUGGAGUUAAAGUGCAUUAAGCUUAUAACUGACUGUUAUCCUCAUACUGUGUUUGUACAAACUGAGAAAAGAUGAUAUAUAUUGCACAACGAACAUACAAAAGAGACUGAAUGUUUUGUCCUAGUGUAAUUUGAAAGAUGUUCUCAAUAUUAAAACAUGUUUGAUACUGUCCUGUAAUCAUGUUGAAAUAAAGCUUGAAAAGCUAACUUACCACUGACCUUUA